Molecule: messenger RNA, 2518 nt
Organism: Vicia villosa (hairy vetch)
Lineage: Eukaryota; Viridiplantae; Streptophyta; Magnoliopsida; Fabales; Fabaceae
Product: zeaxanthin epoxidase, chloroplastic-like
Exons: 16
Coding region: 240-2234 (664 amino acids)
Biological process (GO): abscisic acid biosynthetic process
Cellular component (GO): chloroplast; membrane
Molecular function (GO): protein binding; FAD binding; zeaxanthin epoxidase activity
Source: RefSeq, a predicted model, not a curated record
CAUUUUAUUUAUUUUACAAUAAUAUUUCAAGUUUCUUCUAUUUUUCACACUCUUUUUUAUCUUCUUCUUUCUUCUUGUUCAUUUGAUAAAUUCUUCAUCAACCGUUUAAUUAAUUCAAAUCACUCUUUGUGUUUUGAGUAUUUGAUCAGACACAACAAAAAAAAAACAUAUUUAGAAACUUGAACUUGUGUUUUUGUUGAAUUGGUUCCUAAUAACCUUUGUGUCUGUUCAACUCAACCAUGGCUUCUACCUUAUGUUACAACUCUCUGAAUCCCUCAACAGCAUCUUUCUCAAGAACCCAUUUCUCAAUUCCCGUUAACAAAGACUUCCCACUCGAAAAUUCUUCAUCUUUUCAUACCUAUGGAAGAACCAGAACAAGAAAACAGAGGAAGAAUGUUUUUCUGAUGCAUGUGAAAGUGAAAGCUGCAGUGGCUGAAUCUACUGCGCCACCUUCCUCUUCAACACAAGGUGAGAAGAAGAAUCUGAGGGUACUUGUGGCUGGUGGUGGAAUUGGUGGAUUGGUUUUUGCUUUGGCUGCAAAGAGGAAAGGGUUUGAAGUGGUGGUGUUUGAGAAGGAUUUGAGUGCUGUGAGAGGAGAGGGGCAAUAUAGAGGUCCGAUUCAGAUACAGAGUAAUGCUUUGGCUGCUUUGGAAGCUAUUGAUUCUGAUGUUGCUGAUGAGGUUAUGAGAGUUGGUUGUAUUACUGGUGAUAGAAUCAAUGGCCUUGUUGAUGGGGUUUCUGGUUCUUGGUACGUUAAGUUUGAUACAUUCACUCCUGCAGUGGAACGCGGGCUUCCAGUCACACGAGUUAUUAGUCGAAUGGUUUUGCAAGGGAUCCUUGCUCGUGCAGUUGGAGAAGAUAUUGUUAUGAAUGCUAGUAAUGUUGUUAGUUUUGUAGAUGAUGGAAACAAGGUAACAGUAGAGCUUGAGAAUGGUCAAAAAUAUGAAGGAGAUCUAUUGGUUGGAGCCGACGGUAUAUGGUCCAAGGUAAGGACACAGUUAUUUGGACAAACGGAAGCUGUUUACUCCGGCUAUACUUGUUAUACCGGUAUUGCAGAUUUUGUGCCUGCUGACAUUGAUUCUGUUGGGUACCGAGUAUUCUUGGGACACAAACAAUACUUUGUAUCUUCAGAUGUUGGAGCCGGAAAGAUGCAAUGGUAUGCGUUUCACAAAGAAGCACCCGGUGGUGUCGAUGAACCAAAUAGAAAAAAAGAAAGGUUGCUCAAGAUAUUUAAGGGCUGGUGUGAUAAUGCGGUAGAUCUCAUAGUUGCCACAGACGAAGAAGCUAUUCUGCGGCGAGACAUAUACGACAAGAUACCGACAUUUAAAUGGGGAAAGGGUCGUGUAACUUUGCUUGGUGAUUCUGUCCAUGCCAUGCAGCCAAAUAUGGGGCAAGGAGGAUGCAUGGCCAUUGAGGACAGUUAUCAACUUGCAUGGGAAUUGGACAGUGCAUGGGAAAAAAGUAUUAAAUCAGGGAGCCCAAUUGAAGUUGACUCAUCCCUGAGGAGAUAUGAAAGUGAAAGAAAAAUUCGAGUUGCGGUUAUUCAUGGAAUGGCUAGAAUGGCAGCUCUGAUGGCUUCCACCUACAAGGCAUAUCUAGGUGUUGGUCUUGGUCCUUUGGAGUUUUUGACCAACUUUCGUAUUCCUCAUCCUGGAAGAGUUGGAGGGAGGUUUUUCGUUGAUAUUUUGAUGCCAUCUAUGUUGAAUUGGAUCUUAGGUGGAAAUAGUUCAAAACUUGAAGGUAGACCGAUAAGUUGCAGGCUCUCCGACAAAGCAAACGGACAACUGCGCAAUUGGUUUGAAGAUGAUGAUGCACUUGAGCGUGCUAUUAACGGAGAGUGGUUUUUAUUACCAUGUGGAGAUGACACAAGUCUUUCAAAACCAAUACGAUUAACGCAAAAUGAAAUGAAACCCUUCAUAAUUGGGAGUGCAGUGCAAGAAGAUUCUGCAGGUAGUUCAAUUACAGUUUCUUCACCCGAGGUUUCUCCAACGCAUGCUCGAAUUUACUAUAAGGACGGUGCCUUCUUCGUAACUGAUAUGCGGAGUGAACAUGGCACGUGGAUCGUCGACAUUGAAGGAAAGCGAUACCGGGUACCUCCAAAUUACCCUGCUCGUGUCCGCGCAUUCGAUGUACUUGUAUUCGGUUCUGAUAAGGUUUCAUUUCGAGUUAAGGUGAAAAGUUCGGCUCCAAGCAUCUCUACGAAUGAAGAGACACCAGUUUUGCAAGAAGCAUGAUUGAUUGUGUUGAAACAGAAUAUUGAAGUUACAGAAAAGUUACACAGGACAAAUUUGUAGCUAUAGGGUAUUGUACAAAGUUGCCAUUUAUUUUGGUGACAAUAUUGGGUAGGAAUUGUCUCCUACAAGCACUCCAUUCAAUUAUAAUAUGACUCAUAAACUUGCACAUGUUGAAUGGAGUGACCAUGGAAGACAGUGUAUGUAGCUAAGAAUUUCUCAGACUUUUGUGUUCUACAAAAUGGAAAUGUAUAUUUUAGCAAUGUAAAAAGAGCAAAUUCAAUUUA